Physcomitrium patens is the source of this 767-nucleotide messenger RNA. NCBI's taxonomy places the organism in Eukaryota, Viridiplantae, Streptophyta, Bryopsida, Funariales, Funariaceae. The record is from RefSeq and is a predicted model, not a curated record.
CCAUCGCUGUUCGCAGCAUUGCAAGCUUCCUCCCCUAUCCAUUACCUGUGUUUUCAUUCAGUCUUCCUUAAAACUGCAGUUGGUGUGGUAGGUUGCGAUCGAGUUCAGGAGCUAGCUAUUCAGCUGCGAGUACCGUUCACAGCCAUUACUUCCAUUGUGUUGCCAGAUUUAAAGCCAAGGCCAUGGCUGCAGCAACUCAACUAGCCAUGUCUGCGUCUUCAUUCCUUUGCCCAACUGCCAUCGCCUCGAAGAAGGUUGGAUCUAGCAACACACAAUAUUUUGUCACCCCCACAACCUUAGUCGUGUGUCAGCAAGACAACAAAGAGAGGAAGACCGCAGAUGUCUCCCGCAGAAUAUUUGCAGCAGUAGCUACUUCAGUAACAGCCUUGGGCGUAUUCGUCCAGCCCGAGGCUCAAGCUAAACGCAACAAGCCAGUAGAGGAGAAAAAGAAGGAGGAGACGGAGGAUAAGUCACUCAGUGCUUACGAUGCCAGGUUGCUAGCCAAUGCCAAGCGCAAAGAAGCCAUGAAAGCCAAAAUCGAUGCCGCAAAAGCUGCGGCGAAUCCCAUUGCGUCAGCUGAGAAGUAAAUGCCGCAAGGCAUGUCUGUAAUUUGUAUGUAGUUUAGUGCUCGGCCCUUAUAUGUACGAAGCUUUUUCCUGUACACACGCAGGUAAAACUGUAAAAUGUAUCUGCACAACCGUUGAAAUUCAGUUUCCACACUUGCGUGAGGAAGAAUGAUGAGAAAAUCCACGCUUUGCCUGCCUCCA